Molecule: messenger RNA, 3533 nt
Organism: Gorilla gorilla gorilla (western lowland gorilla)
Lineage: Eukaryota; Metazoa; Chordata; Mammalia; Primates; Hominidae
Gene: GGCT
Product: gamma-glutamylcyclotransferase
Exons: 4
Coding region: 2496-3062 (188 amino acids)
Molecular function (GO): gamma-glutamylcyclotransferase activity
Source: RefSeq, a predicted model, not a curated record
AAUAAAAGCAGGCCACCCAAGCCAGCAGGGGCAACCCACUUAGGUCCCCCUCCAGGCUGUGGAAGCUUUGUUCUUUUGCUCUUUGCAAUAAAUCUUGCUGCUGCUCACUCUUUGGGUCCACGCCGCCUUUAUGAGCUGUAACACUCACCACCAAGGUCUGCAGCUUCACUCCUGAAGCCAACGAGACCAUGAACCCACGGGAAGGAACAACUCCAGACAGGAGGAACGAACAAUUCUGGACGGGAGGAAUGAACAACUCCGGAUGGGAGGAAUGAACGACUCUGGACGCGCCACCUUUAUGAACUGUAACAUUCACCGUGAAGGUCUGCAGCUUCACUCCUGAAGUCAGCAAGACCACAAACCCACCAGAAGGAAUGAACAACUCCAGAUGCAUCACCUUUAAGAGCUGUAACACUCACCGCGAGGGUCUGCAGCUUCACUCCUGAAGUCAGUGAGACCACAAACCCACCAGAAGGAAGAAACUCCAGACACAUCUGAACAUCUGAAGGAACGAACUCCGGACACACCAUCUUUAAGAACUGUAACACUCACCGCGAGGGUCAGCGGCUUCAUUAAGUCAGUGCAACCAAGAACCCACAAUUCCGGACACACCAGCACUUUGGGAGGCCGAGGCGGGUGGAUCACGAGGUCAGGAGAUCAAGACCAUCCUGGCCAACACGGUGAAACCCCGUCUCUACUAAAAAUACAAAAAAUUAGCCAGGCAUGGUGGCGGGUGCCUGUAGUCCCAGCUACUCAGAAAGCUGAGGCAGGAGAAUGGUGUGAACCCGGGAGACGGAGCUUGCAGUGAGCCGACAUCACACCACUGCACUUCAGCCUGGGCGACAGAGUGAGACUCUGUCUCAAAAAAAAAUAAAUAAAUUGUAACCAACAGUAAUCCCCAGGGAGUAAUUUGGCAUCAAGUGAAUAUCCUGUUCCCUAUCACCUUUUCACCAAAUGAUAUCAUUGAUGAUCCUGGCAUGAAUCAAUUAUAAAAUUCCAUUAUUCAUUUAGGAUUACUUAGUUGGCAUACUUUUGUAAAGAGAACUGUUUCCUCAUCAACUGGUGCUCAUCAUCAGCUGUAUUUCAGUUACCCCGAAAUACAGCUGCUACUAGAAAGGCGGAAUACCUGUUUGUUUUCUUAAAUUAUCACUUUGCAGAGUAAAGUUGGUGUAAUAGUCACCACCAAUAGUGUGGCAAAUGAAGUUAGUUUUUUUUUAAUUUGGAUUACUCUUUGGGGAGAAUGGCUUUUUUAUGUUUAAAGUUUCCAAUCAUUUUUCGGUUUGCAGUCAUUGUUAUUUUUGAUUCUCAAAUUGUUCUAAUUUUGGCCAGUGGGCAACUUCAGGCUGGUUCCCAUGUCCUUUUAGAAGGACCUCGUUCGUCUUGAGAGGCGUCCUGAGCUUCUGACACAAGAUGUUCCAAGUUGUCCUCAUUCACUCCUAGCUCCUGACCUGGCAUCAGUCAUUUCUCGAAGGAUCACUUGGUACCUUUUAGUGGGGGGUGGUAUUUAGAGAUUAAUAGCUGGGUGUCAAGGCUAGACAAUGCUCCUAUGCCCUUAUUUUCAUUCAAAAGUUAACAAUAUAGGUUUUAAAAAAUACACUCAGGAUGUGUGUGUCUGUGGGAGGGGGGAACCAAAACACAAUAUAGCGGUUUCUACUGUGACCCUAACUUAUAUUAUGAUCCCGAUUUUUAAAAAGAGGAAACGGAGACCAGAGGUGCCCAAAGUUACUUGGCUAGUAAAUGGCAGCGUCGGGAUUUAAGCCCAGGCAUGUAACUUCCAUGUAACAGGGAAGGGAGUCCCAAGCAUUCAGAGGGGCUGCUCCAGGAGGCGACGGGUCCGUGGAAAGGGGUCAGGUUGAUGACCAGGGCUGGGGGUGCCGGAACCAGCAGAAAGGGUGAACGGAGCCGUCCUGCCCGACUCCUCUAGGCCAGGAAGGCAGGACCGGGCUAGCUGCCGGAUGAGGGAGCCGUUGAUGGAGUGGCCAGGGCCGCUGUUUCGCUUCAGAUCUGACCAGAACUUCCUAAGGCGCAGAAAGUACCAAAGAACCACACACGCGCACCCCAGAGCGGAGAAACCAGUCACGCGCCAGGAGCUUCAGCCAGUGUCCAUGGGACCCGACCCGCCUGUGAUGAGUGCCUGUCCACCCCUCAAUCAGAGGAAGCCUUGAGCAAGGAGGGGCGGGACAUCAGUAGGUCGUGUCCAAUGAGGAGCCAGCGCCGGAUUGCUUCAGGACAGACUAUUUCUGAGUCUCGGCGGAAGGCGGAGAGAAGGCCGUGGGGAUGGCCAAUCAAAGGGGGCGACUCAGGUCGGUGGGGACCGGCAGCCAAUCAGGAGAGCGCUCGCUCCUGACUCGACCGGCCCACGCUUCCCGCCAGUCCCGUAACCCUGAGGUUGCGGCGCGGCGGUCACUGCGCCGGGGUAGUGGGCCCCAGUGUUGCGCUCUCUGGCCGUUCGUUACAGCUCUGCUCCAGGCUCCAGUGUAGGGGCGUAGUGGGAUAUGGCCAACUCGGGCUGCAAGGACGUCACGGGUCCAGAUGAGGAGAGUUUUCUGUACUUUGCCUACGGCAGCAACCUGCUGACAGAGAGGAUCCACCUCCGAAACCCCUCGGCGGCGUUCUUCUGUGUGGCCCGCCUGCAGGAUUUUAAGCUUGACUUUGGCAAUUCCCAAGGCAAAACAAGUCAAACUUGGCAUGGAGGGAUAGCCACCAUUUUUCAGAGUCCUGGCGAUGAAGUGUGGGGAGUAGUAUGGAAAAUGAACAAAAGCAAUUUAAAUUCUCUGGAUGAGCAAGAAGGGGUUAAAAGUGGAAUGUAUGUUGUAAUAGAAGUUAAAGUUGCAACUCAAGAAGGAAAAGAAAUAACCUGUCGAAGUUAUCUGAUGACAAAUUACGAAAGUGCUCCCCCAUCCCCACAGUAUAAAAAGAUUAUUUGCAUGGGUGCAAAAGAAAAUGGUUUGCCGCUGGAGUAUCAAGAGAAGUUAAAAGCAAUAGAACCAAAUGACUAUACAGGAAAGGUCUCAGAAGAAAUUGAAGACAUCAUCAAAAAGGGGGAAACACAAACUCUUUAGGACAUAACAGAAUAUAUCUAAGGGUAUUCUAUGUGCUAAUACAAAAUAUUUUUAACACUUGAGAACAGGGAUCUGGGGGAUCUCCACGUUUGAUCCAUUUUCAGCAGUGCUCUGAAGGAGUAUCUUACUUGGGUGAUUCCUUGUUUUCAGACUAUAAAAAUAAACUGGGAUAGGAGUUAGACAAUUUAAAAGGGGUGUAUGAGGGCCUGAAAUAUGUGACAAAUGAAUGUGAGUACCCGUUCUGUGAACACUGAAAGCUAUUCUCUUGAAUUGAUCUUAGGUGUCUCCUUGCUCUGGUAAAAGAUAGAUUUGUAGCUCACUUGAUGAUGGUGCUGGUGAAUUGCUCUGCUCUGUCUGAGAUUUUUAAAAAUCAGCUUAAUGAGAGUAAUCUGCAGACAAUUGAUAAUAACAUUUUGAAAAUUGGAAAGAUGGUAUACUGUUUUUAGAGGAAUAAACGUAUUUGUGGUUUAA